This is a messenger RNA of Symbiodinium natans, 1335 nucleotides long. The record is from the annotation of a GenBank genome assembly. NCBI's taxonomy places the organism in Eukaryota, Dinophyceae, Suessiales, Symbiodiniaceae.
AUGGACCCGGAUCUCCAGGCUGAUGCCAGCAUGACGGGCAUCGGCAAGACAUCUGGUCUUCGGACGGCUCUACACCUGGCGGCCUACCAUGACAGCAUUGAGGUCCUGAAGCUGCUCCUGGACGCAAAGGCCAACGUUGCCGCCUGCGUGAAAGGCGUGCCAGGUGCAUUGACGCCUUUACACGAAUGUGCAACCUCCGAUGCAGCACGCGCUGCGGGAAUCCUCGCACGGAGGGCGGCCACCAUCCGAGAGGCCGAGAUGGAGAAGCCCUGCCACCGUCCUGCACAGCCGGCCGAUGCAGAUGAACCCAUCAACGAAGCAGCAAUGCAGGUCCGGUUAAUGGAGAUCACGGGCUUCAAACAGCCUCAAGGACUCAAGGGCUCUACGAAGAGGGUCGGAGAGUGGGAUCUGAUCAUGCUGGCACCUCCCAUAAGCAAGGCUUCGACCACUAGAGAAGUGGUGCAGGCCGGCAAGGCCAGAAUGAAGUUCCUGUGGCCUAUCCACCUGAGUACUGUUCCCAUGUCCACUCCUACGUCCGAGUCGUUUGAGACCCCCGACUUCCAUGAAGAGCUGGCGGCGAUCGGCCUCCGGGGCUUCCAGGAGUACGUCAACAAGACGCUGCCAAAGGAGCUGGAGCUUGACAAGCCCUUCGCGGAGGCAUUCGCGACAGCCGACCACUCACGGGUGAAUUUGGGAUUUCGACGCUGGCAAAAACGAGUUUUUGCCAUGCAGAACAAAAACAUCUUCCCCGCAAACUUUGACGAGGAUCGAAUAGGACUCGACAUUCUCGAUGCGGGCGCCAAUGUGGAUUUCAUGCUGGGCAACACGAAAACGAAGGCGCCCUGGCCUGCCGUGGACUAUGCCUGGCCAGAACUGUACGAGAAUGCAGUGUUCAAGAGGCUUCGGGCCAGGAUCCAGGAAAGUGCAAGGUUAUACCUGAAGCGAUCAGGAUGGGAUUCUGAUGACUUGCCGAAGAGGUUCAAGAUUUUCAUCUGGGUGGAGGUCUUCAAUCCUGGGGAUGCAUUGAGGCCGUCUGCUCACACAGACGGCGGUUUUGUCAUGGGCCGCUAUUGGGUGCAGGCGCAGAGAAACGCCAUGAAGUUCAACUUCGAGGAUCCCAGGGGGAUCAACCCACCCUUUGGGAAGACGCAUUCCCUCACCAUCGACCUAGGCACCAUGACGCUGUUCCCAACCUGGGCCUCUCACUUCCUGACGCCCAACAUGAAGGGCAAAACCAUCGUUUGUUACGCAUUCAGCGUCUACCCAGACAACGGGAACACCUUAGAUUUCGAGGAUGACCAGACGGGCACUUUCAUUGUGACCGAAGAUCUUUAG